CAAGUAGGUGCAAUUCUGUCUCAUUUCAAUCUCCCUUUACCCAUAGGGAUUUAUACUGAGUCACUGCGCGCUGAGGGUGACAAACUAAGGGAAUCUUAAGGCGUGAAGAAUUGUUAGGGACGGCAACACGUUUAUACUUUACAGAAAAUGUUACACUUUUCGUGAACAUCUGGUUUCAUCGCUGAUUUUCAGUGAUCGAUUCACGCAGCAAUUAUCAAUAGGACGCUUUUGUUCCUUUAGACGAAUGUGUUUAAGAAGAUAAUCCGGACUGAGUAGUUUUGUCAUUGCUGUCUGGAUUAUAGCUGUCGUUUUCAUCAAGACGUUGAUGCUUGUAUCAAGAUGGAAAUGACGAGAAUAUCGCUGCUGGCAUUGUUAUUCUUCAUGCAUCAGUCAUCAGCUGAGACCCACUGUUUCUGGUCAUCAGACGACGGUCGUUGUACUGACUGUCACACAGGCUGGCAUGGAGACAACUGCAGCAACAAGUGUUCCAGCAACUGCGACAUCGGCGGCUGUCACAGGGACACCGGAAUAUGUAGACAGUGUGACGCUGGCUACCACGCCACCAACUGUACAGUAACUUGUCCCCCCAACUGUAGAUACAGUCAUGGUGACAAGCCCUACUGUAGUCGGGAGACAGGGCACUGUCUGGAAAACUGUCUGGAAGGCUGGUGGGGAAAGAAGUGUGAAAACAGAUGCAGUGAUGGAUGUGAAGACGACUCCUGCUUCUUCUGGGACGGGUCGUGUGCUAGAGGAUGCAGGGAUGGUUGGGCCGGUGACAGUUGUGACACCAGGUGUCCAGUGGGGUGUCAUGGUAACAAAUGUGAGAGGUACGGCAGCCAUAAGUGCACACAAGGAUGUACACCCGGUGUUCACGGACAUCACUGUGACAAGCAGUGUAACAGACACUGUAGACAUCAGGACUGUUUCUAUGACCACGGUAUGAAGUCUACAGUCUGCAGACAGGGCUGUGUGGACGGCUGGAUGUCCCUCGACUGCAAGAUGAGGUGUCCAGGUAACUGUGAGGCAUGUUCUCAGGAGACUGGGGAAUGUUCCAGAUGCAAGCCAGUCUACUGGGGAUCUGACUGCACUAGUCCAUGUAGUGACACGUGUUUCAACAAGACAUGUGACAGAGGGGAUGGGCGAUGCUCUGGUUGUAUACCCGGUUACUAUGGAAACACCUGUGACACGGGUUGUGGGGCUGACUGUAUGAGAUGUCUCCAGGUAGACGACGGCUGUGGAUGUAGGGAGGAAUGCCACACGAUGUGUCUGCAGCACCAUCAACAGGGAGGGGCAUGCAAAGGGGUACACGGAGGAGAGGAAAUACAAAACGAACGGAUCACAGAGAUGUGAAGCUGAAGACAUACUGUUUACAUUAUCUGUAGGUCUGCUGGUUCCACAUCGACUUCUUCAAGCCUUGAACUUGAUAUAACUAUUAACACGGAAAAACUAGACAAAGUUGUACCAAUAUUUUAUAACGAUAUGCGUUAUUGAAAACUGGAAAUAUUACAGACUA
Haliotis rubra (blacklip abalone) is the source of this 1513-nucleotide messenger RNA. Its product is annotated as scavenger receptor class F member 2-like. Gene Ontology annotation, molecular function: scavenger receptor activity. NCBI's taxonomy places the organism in Eukaryota, Metazoa, Mollusca, Gastropoda, Lepetellida, Haliotidae. The transcript is spliced from 4 exons. Bases 340 to 1350 code for a protein of 336 amino acids. The record is from RefSeq and is a predicted model, not a curated record.